UUGAUCCGCGCCGUAUUUUUGGGUAAAUACGAUCACGUGGGGGUCGAAGAGCCAAUAGGAUGCGGGGAAAAGGCUGGAAAAAUAAUUACCUGCCUUGAUUGUUCUGUGAGCAGAUAAAAAGUACAUAUACAGUUCAUACAAUAAUCUUAUGUAUGUAAAACCCUCUAACGAUGUCGGCGACGGGACCCAUCAGUAACUAUUACGUGGACUCCCUGAUCAGCCACGAGAAUGAAGAUCUCCUAGCGUCCAGGUUCCCUGCCACUGGGGCUCACCCCGCAGCCGCCAGACCCACCGGCUUGGUCCCGGACUGUAGCGAUUUUCCGUCCUGUAGCUUUGCCCCCAAGCCGGCAGUGUUCACCACGUCCUGGGCUCCGGUCCACUCCCAGUCGUCUGUCGUCUACCACCCCUACACCCACCAGCCCCACCUUGGAGCGGACACGCGGUAUAUGCGGACUUGGCUGGAGCCCCUGUCCGGGGCCGUCUCCUUCCCCAGCUUUCCAGCUGGGGGCCGCCACUACGCCCUCAAACCCGACGCCUAUCCGGGCCGCCGGGCGGACUGUGGCCCGGGGGACGGCCGGAGUUACCCAGACUACAUGUAUGGCUCUCCCGGGGAGCUUCGGGACCGGACCCCGCAGGCUCUCCCCUCCCCGGAGUCGGACGCGCUGGCCAGCAGCAAGCACAAAGAGGAGAAGACAGAACUGGACCCGAGUAACCCAGUGGCAAAUUGGAUCCAUGCUCGCUCUACAAGGAAGAAGCGGUGUCCCUACACCAAAUACCAGACACUGGAACUGGAGAAGGAGUUUCUGUUCAAUAUGUAUUUAACCAGGGACCGUCGGUACGAGGUGGCCCGGGUCCUCAACCUCACCGAGCGCCAAGUCAAAAUCUGGUUUCAAAACCGGAGGAUGAAGAUGAAAAAGAUGAACAAGGAGAAAACCGACAAGGAGCAAUCCUAAGAGCCAGCGACCCUGCUGCAGCCGAAGACCGCGGCACCGCCACCAAAAAACAACAACAACAACAAAAACCACACACACAAAAAAUACCCCAACCGGGGCAGGAGUGAGAUCGAGAGAGCAAGCAAUCGAGGAAGGGAGAGAACGAGCGAGAAAGCGAGCCAAAAAAAAAUAAAUAAAUAAAAUGCGGACCACCUUAUAAAAAAAGAAAGAAAGAAUGAAAGAAAGAAAGAAAGAAAGAACGAAAGAAAAAUGUGAUUUGGGGGAAUUUCAGUGUUGAAAAUUUGGUGUUUAGAGUUAGUUCGCCCAAGCGACGAGGUGGCGGGGAGGAGGGGAACCGUGUUCUCUCCUCCAGCUCAACGGCAUAGCUCAUACACACAUACACACACACAACAUGUGAUUUUCUUCCUCCUUUCUUCAGAGAAGCCAGUACUUGAAUCUCUAUAUCUCUAUUAUUAUUAUUAUUAUUAUUAA
Gracilinanus agilis (Agile Gracile Mouse Opossum) is the source of this 1424-nucleotide messenger RNA. It is a transcript of the gene HOXC9, whose product is annotated as homeobox C9. Bases 171 to 953 code for a protein of 260 amino acids. Lineage: Eukaryota; Metazoa; Chordata; Mammalia; Didelphimorphia; Didelphidae. The record is from RefSeq and is a predicted model, not a curated record. Gene Ontology annotation, molecular function: DNA-binding transcription factor activity, RNA polymerase II-specific; RNA polymerase II cis-regulatory region sequence-specific DNA binding. Gene Ontology annotation, biological process: regulation of transcription by RNA polymerase II; proximal/distal pattern formation; embryonic skeletal system morphogenesis. Gene Ontology annotation, cellular component: nucleus. The transcript is spliced from 2 exons.